CUGCGCGCGGCUCCGCGGCGCCCACCCCCCUCGACCCCGCCGGGCUUCCUCCUCGCACCCUUCCUGCUCUUCCCCGCCCAAGCGCAGCGCGGUUCGCCAUGGCCUUCGCCACCCGCCAGUUCGUGCGCUUCUCGUCCGCCACCGCCACCGCCAAGAAGCUAGUGGUGAAACAUGUGGCGGUGAUCGGCGGCGGCCUCAUGGGCGCCGGGAUCGCCCAGAUUGCUGCAGCCACUGGCCACACUGUUGUAUUAGUGGACCAGUCAGAUGAAAUACUGAAUAAAUCCAAGAAAGGAAUUGAGGAUAGUUUGAAAAAGCUGACAAAGAAAAAGUUUGCAGACAAACCUGAGGCUGGUGCUGAGUUCAUUGAGAAGACCUUAAAUAACCUGACUACGAGCACAGAUCCAGUCUCUGUAAUCCACAGCACUGACCUCGUAGUGGAAGCCAUUGUGGAAAACAUAGCAGUAAAAAACGAGCUCUUCAAGACAUUGGAUAAGUUUGCACCGGAGCAUACCAUAUUUGCCAGCAACACAUCAUCAUUGCCCAUCACGGAGAUAGCCAAUGCUACCACGAGGCAGGACCGUUUUGGUGGCCUACAUUUCUUUAAUCCGGUGCCUUUGAUGAAACUUGUGGAGGUUAUCAAGACGCCAAUGACCAGCCAAAAGACUUUCGAGUCCCUCAUGGAUUUCAGCAAAGCAUUGGGGAAGAAUCCGGUCUCGUGUAAGGACACUCCUGGGUUUGUUGUCAACAGGCUCCUUGUGCCUUACCUGAUGGAAGCAGUUCGGCUCUUUGAGAGGGGAGAUGCAUCAAAGGAAGAUAUUGACGUUGCCAUGAAACUCGGGGCAGGCUAUCCCAUGGGCCCGUUCGAACUCCUGGACUACGUUGGUCUGGAUACCAGUAAAUAUAUUAUAGAUGGGUGGCAUUCGUUAGAGCCAGACAACCCUCUCUUUGCUCCAAGCCCGCUGUUGGAUAAACUCGUAGAGGAGAAGAAGCUGGGGAAGAAGACUGGAGAAGGAUUUUACAAAUACAAAUGAACUUUGCCAUGUUUUUCCAGAGUUAAGGACAACCUCUUUGUGCCAUUUGG
This is a messenger RNA of Zootoca vivipara (common lizard), 1081 nucleotides long. RefSeq names its product hydroxyacyl-CoA dehydrogenase (gene HADH). The record is from RefSeq and is a predicted model, not a curated record. Gene Ontology annotation, cellular component: mitochondrion. Gene Ontology annotation, molecular function: (3S)-3-hydroxyacyl-CoA dehydrogenase (NAD+) activity; NAD+ binding. Gene Ontology annotation, biological process: fatty acid beta-oxidation. NCBI's taxonomy places the organism in Eukaryota, Metazoa, Chordata, Lepidosauria, Squamata, Lacertidae.